AUGAACCGGCCGCGAGAUCGUCCGUCGAUGCCACCGGCUCCGCUAAUUGGUCGCAGCCGACGAGGGAAGGGCAAUUCGAGUCUGCAUGUGUCUCUGGAAACAGUUGUUGCAGCAACGAACAGUCGCUUUUGGUGCCGAAAUGCGACCAUUACGAAGACUCAUAGUGGAAUCUUGCAGUGGAUCAUUGUGAAUCUGUUCAUCUCGAUGACUUACUCUGGCGCAGGAUCGGGAACGUUGGAAGCACUGUCUGACGUGUCUGCCUCCCCGAAAAGAGAAGAGGCGAUGGAAGAUGAAGAUGAAUGGUUCCGAUGUGCUCGUUUCGACUACUUUUAUAGUUUGCAGAACAUAUCGUUUUGUGGAGCGCACCCAAAGCAGCUCAGGUACUUUGGAUUCAUCACCAAGCAUCCUCUGCUGCCUCUGUUCGCCUGCCACGUUUUCAUGUCCAAAUCGAGCACGCAGCCGGUGGUCGACGCAGUCGGAGCUUUCGACCGGUCUUACAACGAAUACAUGGCGUUUUCCCACCCGACCGAAGAUAUUUACAUUGAAUGA
This is a messenger RNA of Soboliphyme baturini, 549 nucleotides long. NCBI's taxonomy places the organism in Eukaryota, Metazoa, Nematoda, Enoplea, Dioctophymatida, Soboliphymatidae. The record is from the annotation of a GenBank genome assembly.